Molecule: messenger RNA, 3169 nt
Organism: Astyanax mexicanus (Mexican tetra)
Lineage: Eukaryota; Metazoa; Chordata; Actinopteri; Characiformes; Acestrorhamphidae
Product: CDKN2A interacting protein
Exons: 4
Coding region: 148-1095 (315 amino acids)
Cellular component (GO): nucleolus; nucleoplasm
Source: RefSeq, a predicted model, not a curated record
UGCUGGUUUUACUCUCAGCUCAGCGCUGUAUAUAAUAUAGUAAUCACAGGCGCCUCUAAUCACACACACUGGCGAACAGAUAGCCUAGCCUGCCGCUGCUAACGCGCUGUACUGAGAAUAAAGGGGACCAGCAGCUGCUGAUGUGGGAUGGCAGAAGGGAAUGGAGAUGUUUCUGAGUUCCUUAGUCAAAACCCGCACCUGGCACAAUGGGUGGAGUCUUUAAAAGAGCACAAUGAGACCAGUAAGCAGUGGCUCGCCAGGCGUGAAUUUGUCCUUCGCAACUUGGAGACGUUUCCAAACCUCCAGCCGGGCACCAUGAGCCCUAGCCUCGAUAAACUCCUCUCUCUGUCCAAGGUUUGGGCCAACUCUGUGUUCCUAGGCUGUCGAUACCCCCAGCCUGUGGUGAACAAGGUGAAUGAGAUGGCAGAGGGGAUCACUGUGAACGAAGCUGAUGUUUGUGUUCACAAGACGAGAGGUGAAAUCGUAGGGAAGGGGAAAAGACCUUUAACUUCAGGCCCAGAUGCCGAGAGCUGUGUUAAGAAAGGCAGAACUGGCCCAAAUGACACUGAGAGUAAAGCUGCAGAGCGGAACAGCGGACGUCCAGUCGCUGCCGCCGCCACUAAAUCUGGCCCCCCGCCGGGGGCCGUCUCAGAACAGCAGCCUUUUUUCAACCGUCUUUACAAAACCGUGGCCUGGAAACUGGUGUCUGCUGGAGGUUUCGGACCCAACCUGGACCACUUUGAGAUCCUGCGUGCCUGCGUGGAGUCCUGCAAGGCCAACCUCAGCUGCGUGUUCGUUCCACUGAAAGACAUUCCCGACCUGCCCGCCGGCUGCACACAGAAGGAGGGCCAGGUAUGCGAACUGCGCUGCCAGACUGUCUACAUGGGCACAGGCUACGGCCGCGACGACUGUGCAGCCAGGGCCAUGGCCUCAAAAGAGGCCCUCAAAAUAUUCCAAGGCCGGAAGGUUACGGUGAAGCUGGCCCGGCGCAGGUUUCGUGGAAGAGACGUGGAGGACUUGGUGCUGCUGGAUGAGCAGCCACGAAGCUCAAUUCUGCCCCCUGCCCUAAGCUAUCCUUUCCAGGCUGAUCAGUGAUCAGUAGUGCCAGUAAAACUGCUACCAUCACACGUUAACCUCAUGUUAUGAGUUUUACCUUUUUAGAAUUACUCUAAAUUGCCAGUUUGUUGGAAACACCUACAUCGCGUAGGCAAUCAUUGGCCAUUUCAUUAGAAACAGCUGCCAUAUAUAUGUGUUUGGGCUACAGACAGAACAUGUAAACCUACAAAGUGCACCUGUACUGGAGAAGCUCUCAAAUCUGUGCAAAGUUGCAGUUGUAUACCAGUUGGCCGUAACAUUAACACCACCCCUUUGUUCAUGUAAUCAGCUCCACUGAUCAUAGAGUACACAUUGUAUAACAGACUGAAGGUCUGUAUCUGUUUCUCUGUUUACUUUAUUAUCCUCCUUUCACCCUGUUCUUCAAUACUCAGAAGCUCUCAGGACCACCAGUGUUUAUUUAUUUUUUAAACACUGUGUUUAAUCACUCACUGUCCUCCACUCUAUUACACACUCCUACCUACAGCUGAAACACCCUGUAGAUAAAGUAAAGUCAGAUAGAGAAGCGCUGAACAGUUUGUGUUUUUCAUCCUUUAUUUCAUCAGUGGGUAAAGUACGCCGCCCACAGGACACCGCCUACAGGACACUGCUCACAGGGCGCUGUCUAGAUAUUUCUGGUUGGUGGCCUAUUCUCACUGAGGUGUUUAAAAACUCCAGCAACUCUGCUGUGUCUGUCUUUGUUUUUUAAUGGCCAGAACUACCACUGAGUAAAAGGAGGAUAAUAAUGUAUACAGUGAAACAAAAGGACUACAGUCUGUAAUUAUUUAUAGAACUAGGAAUUGCUCUUUCGUGGUGGAGAGUGAGUGUAAAAACAAGAAGGUGGUGUUAAUGUUAUAUCAGUUUGUUUAGAACUUGCAGUUACUCUAUACAAUUAAUAUUAGGUUUAGAAGGAAAAAUGGAUCAGUUUUCUAAGCGAAACCAUAAGAUAAGGCAAAUGAAACAAAUGCAAAGCUGUUUUUGUUGCAGCCUCAUUUCUGUAAAUGACUUUUGAAAGGCUGCUGUUUUAUUAUAAUUUUUUACAUUUUAUAUCAGUGCAUUGCAUUUGCUGUAUCUAUCAUCCGAGUGUUGUCUUAACCAAAUCAGCAGAACUCCACCCGACAGCUGCCAGUUCUCAUGUGAGUAUUUCUGUAAGGCAACACAUAAUUCAGAUUAUUUCGCUCAGAUUGGAUUUAUCUUGAUGACUCAUUCAUUACUAUAAGUGACUGUAUCUGACUGAUGUAUGCGCACAUGAAUGUGUGUAUGUACAUCAUCUCUGGUUUUGCUGUGAGCUGCUGGUGCUGGUGUUGUGAUGAUUUCUGACUUCCCUCAAGAAUCCCUCAAGAACGUGAUGUUCUGCUGUUUGUUCGAAGGAAAACAUAAACAUUGUACUAGUUGUUCAUAAACAGAAACAACAGGAAUUGCCUGCACACAGGAAGUGCAGCUCAACACUGGUUCUGACUGCUGACAGAACAAAGCACAUUUAUAAAGCCAAAAAAUAUACAUGCAAUCUGAUCUGAGCAUACACAUUCAUGGCACUUUAAAUCAGAUGUAUUUCAUUCUAGAAGCCCAUAUUGAGGUGUCUCUGAUUUUGUGCAGAAAGUUUGAAUUUAAUUUAAGAUCUGUGUCACAUUAAGAAAAUCAGAUUUAAAUUCCUUCAGCCUGGAAAUAUAAAAAAAAACUAAAGAGAUCACACUCAGUACAGAAUUAACUUCAUUACAGUACUAAGCUUAGGUUCAUGUGUGUGGUCCUUCACAAAUUUAGAGGUUCUCUAUACAUUUCCAGUUUAAACUGAAAACAGAAAGGUUGUGGUUAUUUAUUUGCUAUUUUACGGAAAGUCAUGUCUCUAAGUGUAUAUGAUUUUGAAGGGGCAGAUCUGAAUCUGUAAUAAGUUAUUAACUUUAGGGCUGUAUUAGUUACUGGCUUUCUAUUUGAAAUCGGUUUUACAGGCUUGUUAUUGUGAAUGUGUGUCAUCACUCUAGGUUGGUUUGAAACGCUACUCAUUUAUUGUUUCUGCAGCUCUUUUUCAUUUGGACUCCUUUUAAUUCUAACAUUAAAACUUUACUUCUCUUUUCUUGAA